AUGAAAAGGAACAAGCAAAGUAAAGCAGGUCCUGCAACACCUGUAACGACCAAAAAGGAAGGUCAGAAAAGAACAAACACAGUCAAGCAGGAUGCUAUAACCAAAAAGAAGAAAAUUUCUGAGGAGGAGAGUCAGCCUCCCUGUCCCUCAGGAGCCAGCACAUCUGCAGCUACGGAUCACCCCCAACUUCCCCAACUCUCAUCACCAACUCGCUCCUCCACUUCCUUAAAUGAGAAUCAGGAACAGCAGGCCCAACGUCAAGCAUCUGCCAAAAAACAUGUUCUUGAAAAGGGCCCAUUGAUAGUGAUGGUACUGAAAGCAACAGAGCCAUUUAAAUAUGAGUCUACAGAAAAGGAUAAAAACAUGAUGUUUCAUGCUAUGGUGGUUACAGAGAAUAAAUUCUUCCAAGUGAAGGUUUUUAAUACCAAUCUGAAGGAGAAGUUCACCCCUAGAAAUUUCAUUGCCAUAACAGAUUAUUUUGAAUGCAAAGGAUUACUGGAGAUAAAUGAAGUAUCAUCUGUAUCUGAAGUUGGUCCUGAUCAAAAAUUUGAGGUCCCAACAAGAAUCAUCAAAAGAGCAAAAGAAACUCCCCAGAUUGAUAAUCUUCAAAAGCAAGCAUCAGGAACAUUAGUGUAUGGGCUGUUUAGGUUAAAUAAGAAAAAAGUGAACAUAAAGAACACAAUCUAUGAAAUACAAGAUGAUACAGGAAAGAUGGAAGUAGUGGGGAAUGGAAAAUGGCAUAACAUCAAAUGUAAGGAAGGAGAUAAGCUUAAACUCUUCUGCUUUGAACUGAGAACAAUUGACUACAAGUUGAAACUGAUAUGUGGAAUUCAUAGUUUAAUUACGGUCACAAGAGUUGGAAAAACAAGAAAUGAAUUUAAAUUAAAUCUAGAACUUAAAAUAACAAAUUCCGUUCCCAACCAAUGA
Messenger RNA from Orycteropus afer afer, 927 nucleotides. NCBI's taxonomy places the organism in Eukaryota, Metazoa, Chordata, Mammalia, Tubulidentata, Orycteropodidae. The record is from RefSeq and is a predicted model, not a curated record.